AUGGACUGGAACAGCGCCAACAGCUACGAGGUCAACUCCGGCACCAUCCAGACAGCGCAACAGAAUGCUCUGGUGGGGCCACCACCUGUGGCGGCAACUCCGGAGUCGGUGGCGGCCCAGAUUUUCCAGGCGAGGGUCGCCCUGUUCGAGUCCAGCCGAGCUGCCGAGAGCUGUAUGAACAAGCACAACGCAACCUUCAAAAUUCUGCUCGCAUCACACCGGAAGUUGGCAGCGAAGCACAAGGCUUUAGUGGCCGAACAUCGGAACAAGACUAGGGAUGAUGUGCAAGUGUCGGAGUUUCUGAAGCGCGUCACAGAAGUGCAAGGGGAGAAGACUCGGCUAGUGGAACAGCACCGAGAUGAGGUGGCCCGACUAAAAGUGCAACUCAAAGCGCAGGCCGAGGCGCACAAGACCGAGAUAGACGGGUUGCUAGCCAAAAUCUUCCCGCAUUCCACCGAGGCUGCUCAGGCCGCCGUGCUUAAAGCUCGCGGGAAAAGGGAUGCCUCCAAGGAACUGCCAUCGGAGUACAAUGUGGAGGACUACCUCAUGAGCAUCUGGACCCGUGUCAGGCCUCUGAAGGCCUUCGGGAUUGAUAUGCUCAACGCCAGCAUCUGCGCCUUCCGAGCUCUUUGGUCGGGAGAGGAAGCGCCCAGUGCCAUCCCAGAGCUGGCCAAGCGUCUCCUAGAAGUAGAGGACCGGCUAAGCGACUGGCGGGAGUCGGCCGCUCGUGUCGGCGCCGACGAGGCACUGUCGUUCGUACUUUGUUGGUACGACGGCAUUAACCUCGACGUGUUGCAGUCCAUGCGCGUCGGCUCUCCCUUCCUCUCGGACCCGAAGCUGAUCUCGAAGCGCCAAGAACGGGCCUACUCCUUCAUCCAGUAUGCCGAAGUGCACACUUUUGUGAAGGGUCCGAAAUCGGACGCAGAUGAAGAAGCGGCCGAGGAAGAGGAAGAGGAGAUGGACAAAGAAAUCGUGGCCGAGUCGCCUCCUGCCGCAACAGAUGCUCCGAGUGCCGGCACCGAUGAUCCUGCUGCUUGAAUUUAUACCUAGUGAUGUCGGCAAAAGCCAUUUUAAAACUGUUAGAUCCCCGGGAUGCCGGGUGCAGAUGUAAAUACUUUGAAGUACUUUUAGUUGUGAUGCACAAUAUUUUUAA
This is a messenger RNA of Brachypodium distachyon (stiff brome), 1153 nucleotides long. RefSeq lists its product as uncharacterized. The coding region runs from base 1 to 1038 and encodes 345 amino acids. The record is from RefSeq and is a predicted model, not a curated record. The transcript is spliced from 6 exons. NCBI's taxonomy places the organism in Eukaryota, Viridiplantae, Streptophyta, Magnoliopsida, Poales, Poaceae.